AUGCGACUCGUCCAGGAGCACACUCCGGAUGUGCCGAUUCCCCGCGUCCAUGGAUCGCUUUACAGGUACAACGACGGCGCCCCAUACUACGGUGAGCUGUUUAUGGACUUUGUGCCGGGGAGGACUCUCAAAUCGACAUGGGCUGAGCUCGACGAGGCUUGCAAAGAUCGCAUCUGUCAAGAUAUAUGGGAUCUCGUUGCUCGAAUUCGCUCUAUACCACCUCCCGACGAUUUGGGUCCUGGCCUUUACCGCACCGUCGACGGCUCUCCGUCUCGCGACCCUCUCCUCGGCAGUGGCAGCGAUAUUCCUCCGUGCGAUUUGGAUGAUGAUGCCCUACGGAAUCGUAUCUACGCCCGAUACGUUACCUCUAAUGGGCUUUCUUAUCUCUUUACGCAUGGCGACAUCGGCCCUAGAAAUAUCAUAGUGGAUGAGAACUGCCAUAUCGCCGCUCUUCUUGAUUGGGAAUCUUCUGGCUGGUUCCCUGACUACUGGGAGUUUGCGCAGAUGAUGAAGUUCUGCGAUCCGUUAGAGCACGAGUGGCAGAGAUGGAUGGACAGAACCAGGCCAGAGGUAUGGGAUAUCAGGUUUAUUCAAAAAGCAAGGCGGGUCUUGUUCUGA
Molecule: messenger RNA, 618 nt
Organism: Hirsutella rhossiliensis
Lineage: Eukaryota; Fungi; Ascomycota; Sordariomycetes; Hypocreales; Ophiocordycipitaceae
Product: phosphotransferase enzyme family domain-containing protein
Exons: 2
Coding region: 1-618 (205 amino acids)
Source: RefSeq, a predicted model, not a curated record